AUGGCCUGUGGGCCGUGGCCUGUGGCCGGGGCGUCAGUGUCCCCUGUGGCCUGCUGGCGUGUCGGGUGUGGAUCGUGGGGGCUGGCCCCACGCACACGCCACGCCAGGCCUCACGUGCGCCCUUGCCCCGCAGCGGAGCUGGAGUUCGUGGAGAUCACGGUCAUCGUGGUGGUGGUGAUGGUGAUGGUGGUGGUGAUCACGUGCCUGCUGAGCCACUACAAGCUCUCCGCGCGCUCCCUCAUCGGCCGGCACAGCCAGGGCAGGCGGAGAGAGGACGCCCUCUCCUCGGAAGGAUGUCUCUGGCCCUCUGAGAGCACUGUGUCGGGCAGCGGACUCCCCGAGCCCCAGGUGUUCGGCCCGCCUCGGCCCGCCGACCGCCUGGCAGUGCCCCUGUUCGCCCAGCGGGACCGCUUCCAGCGCUUCCAGCCCACCUACCCCUACCUGCAGCACGAGAUCGACCUGCCGCCCACCAUCUCCCUGUCGGACGGGGAGGAGCCCCCCCCCUACCAGGGCCCCUGCACCCUGCAGCUGCGGGACCCCGAACAGCAGCUGGAGCUGAACCGCGAGUCGGUGCGCGCACCCCCAAACAGAACCAUCUUUGACAGCGACCUGAUGGACAGCGCCGUGCUGGGGGGCCCCCGCCCCCCCAGCAGUAACUCGGGCAUCAGCGCCACGUGCUACGGGGGCGGCGGGCGCAUGGAGGGGCCGCCGCCCACCUACAGCGAGGUCAUCGGGCACUACCCCGGGUCCUCCUCCUUCCAACACCAGCAGAGCGGCGGGCCGCCCCCCUUGCUGGAGGGGACCCGGCUGCAGCACGCACACAUCGCCCCCCCGGAGACCCCGGCCGCCUGGAGCAAAGAGAAGGACAAACAGAAAGGACACCCGCUCUAGGCCCGGCCGGCCGGCCGGCGGCCGCCGGGCGCAGA
This is a messenger RNA of Condylura cristata (star-nosed mole), 926 nucleotides long. It is a transcript of the gene PMEPA1, whose product is annotated as prostate transmembrane protein, androgen induced 1. The transcript has 4 exons. Bases 1 to 891 code for a protein of 296 amino acids. The record is from RefSeq and is a predicted model, not a curated record. Gene Ontology annotation, molecular function: R-SMAD binding. Gene Ontology annotation, biological process: negative regulation of transforming growth factor beta receptor signaling pathway. Gene Ontology annotation, cellular component: early endosome membrane; Golgi membrane. NCBI's taxonomy places the organism in Eukaryota, Metazoa, Chordata, Mammalia, Eulipotyphla, Talpidae.